This is a messenger RNA of Cryptococcus wingfieldii CBS 7118, 1350 nucleotides long. RefSeq lists its product as hypothetical. The transcript is spliced from 2 exons. The coding region runs from base 1 to 1350 and encodes 449 amino acids. The record is from RefSeq and is a predicted model, not a curated record. Lineage: Eukaryota; Fungi; Basidiomycota; Tremellomycetes; Tremellales; Cryptococcaceae.
AUGUCUAGACCUGCGGAAUACGCACUGUCGGAUAGUCCUUUCAGGGGACAAAAGAGGCGGCAGUCAGCGAGUACAAGUACCUCGAUAGAUGAACCAUCUCCGAAGCUUGAGCCCCUGAGCCCGGACGCUCCUCCCCUGUCUACCACUCCCACCCUUCCGCCAGCAGCCAUUCCACCAAAAGCAACAUCAUCCUCUUCCACAGGCAAAUCCCUCUGGGAAGUAGCCCACAUCAUCCUCGACCGCGACCUAUACGCCCUCGACCCCAUCAAAUACCUCCAGAUAUCUCCCCACCACUACCGACUCGGCGUCCGUCGUCUCUACCAACAUGUCACCAUCACGCCGGGGCUCGUCGAUUUGAUUUAUGAGUGCUCGGAACGUCCCGCUGGGUCGAGGUUCCUUGACAAUUUUCGGUAUACGGAGACUAUCGUCGUGGACGAUUUCUGGCUGCUCUCGGCGCUUCGCAACUGUUGUAUCAUAUCACUCGAAAAAGCCGAGGAGAUCAUCCAUCGGGCCAAUCCGACAGAUAGCGAAAUGCACAGCGGAAAGGUCUGGAAACUCCCCCUCUUCCCAAACGCUCGCUCCAUGACAAUGCCCAGAUCAAGCUUCCACCGCGCCGGCGAACAACUCCUCAACCUCCCCGCCCCUUUCUUCCACGGCUAUACGAGCAAACUCUGCGGCCUCCAUAUCGAUUUUACCCUCGGCCCGCUCUUCAGUCCUCGGAAGAUGACAGAGUUUAUUGAAUACGCCGAUGAAAGUUAUUCGGAAGAUUGUAUCCCCGUCAUCUACCUCGCUGAGAUCAACCUCCUCCUUGGGGGCAACCUGAAGACGUUUACGAGUGUGCUUGGUAGUCGGAGAGUACCCACUUGGGAUGCCCCCAUUCCUCAGGGGAAAGAACCUGCGAAUGCCUUACAUCUUGACGUGUAUCUCCGGCGUCAUGGACCAGGACCGCCGGCUAAUACGAUCACCAUCCGGACGAUCUACAACGACCCCCCCGGCACUGUUCGUGUCCCAAACUAUUGGAAGUCUAUCGAACAGACAAUCUUGAGCUGGUCGAGUAUCGUCACAAGCGCUCCUCACGUGAAGCAUGUGAAUGAGAUCCAUAUCUACCAAGCGGCCAAGGCGAAGGAGGAGGUACUCAAGUUGCAGGGAGGCGUGGCGGAGGGGCUGCUGGAAGCCAAGCCGUUUGAGUUUGUCGAGGUGGACUAUGAGGCCUUUCCGCCAGAAGAUCGGGACGCUGAAGGUGGUGGAUUGGUUUGGGAGGAGGCAAGUUGGCUUACGCAGAGUGCUAUGACGAGGCGGUACUCCUGGCCGAUCGCUCAUCCGGCUGAGGAUGUAUGGGGAGCACAGUGA